AUGUCAACCAAGAUAUUAAUCGUUGAUAUUUUAUCUACAGAAAUAGUCAAUAUUCUAAAGUACCAAUUGAAAAUUGUAUCCAAAACCUCAAAAUUAAUCGUAGUUGAAACAACCAUUUGUAAAUGUAAAGGACCUUGGAAUGUACAGGACAUCAUUAUGUCCUAUAAGAGAAUACAGCAAGCAGUUGUUGAUUAUAAUACUGUCUUCUCUAAAAUUAUUUUGAUAAGAAUAUCCACUGUUUUUGUUGGAUGUCUUAAAAGUAUGAGUUACAUGUUUUUUGGGUUUUCUAAGGAAUCUACAGAAAAUGGUAACGACGUAGUUUGCGAAAUAUUUAGGGGCUCAUACAUAUUUAUUUCAUUGUGCUUCGUCGUUCGCUGUAUAAUAUCAUGUGAGAACGUUGAAAAGGCUGGAGAAAAAUUGGGCACCCUCUGCAAAAUCUUGCAAUCUGAAGUUCAAGAACCUCGCCUUAAAGAGCAGUUGAUUGAUAUGUCAACUUUGAUAGCAGCAUUGCCUCUUAGUUUUUCAAUAUCAGGCUUUUUUAAAAUAAACAAAAGGCUUAUACCUAGUUUAAUAAGUGGCAUUACUUCAUAUUUAAUCAUUUUAAUUCAGUUUAAAGCACAAGAUCAAUGCAGUUAA
Molecule: messenger RNA, 636 nt
Organism: Diabrotica balteata
Lineage: Eukaryota; Metazoa; Arthropoda; Insecta; Coleoptera; Chrysomelidae
Source: the annotation of a GenBank genome assembly